Volvox carteri f. nagariensis is the source of this 564-nucleotide messenger RNA. RefSeq names its product guanylyl and adenylyl cyclase family member (gene cyc11). Gene Ontology annotation, biological process: receptor guanylyl cyclase signaling pathway; intracellular signal transduction; cGMP biosynthetic process. Gene Ontology annotation, molecular function: peptide receptor activity; guanylate cyclase activity. The record is from RefSeq and is a predicted model, not a curated record. The transcript is spliced from 3 exons. The coding region runs from base 1 to 564 and encodes 187 amino acids. NCBI's taxonomy places the organism in Eukaryota, Viridiplantae, Chlorophyta, Chlorophyceae, Chlamydomonadales, Volvocaceae.
AUGCAUACAUGCACACGUACAGAUAUUGUGGGCUUUACGACCCUCUCCUCGCGGAUAUCCCCCGAGGAUGCCAUGCGCCAUCUCAACAACAUGUACACCGUGUUUGACGAGAUCGUCGAGAAGUACGGGCUGUACAAGGUGGAGACCAUCGGUGACAGCUACAUGUUGGUUGGGGGGGCGCCGGAGGAGCGUGUGGACCACGCGGAGCGAGUGGCGGCCGCCGCGUUGGAGAUCCGCGGCUGUGUGCCCCUGCUGCGGGAGAUCAGCGGCGAGCCGGGCAUCAAUGUGCGCAUCGGCAUGCACAGCGGCGCGGUGACCGCGGGUGUGGUGGGCUUCAAGAACCCCCGGUGGCAUCUGUUCGGGGACACGUGCAACACAGCCAGCAGGAUGGAGAGCACGGGCAUCGCCGGUGAAAUCCAACUCAGCUGUACGACGUACGAGCUGAUCAAGGAUCGGUUUCAGUGCAAAGUCCGCGGCAAGAUUGCGGUCAAGGGCAAGGGCGAGAUGGUGACGUACCUUCUGGAGAGAGAGGUACGACAGAUUUCCGGUUCCCGGGGGAGAUGA